Molecule: messenger RNA, 1461 nt
Organism: Entelurus aequoreus (snake pipefish)
Lineage: Eukaryota; Metazoa; Chordata; Actinopteri; Syngnathiformes; Syngnathidae
Gene: foxd1
Product: forkhead box D1
Exons: 2
Coding region: 237-1172 (311 amino acids)
Biological process (GO): anatomical structure morphogenesis; regulation of transcription by RNA polymerase II; cell differentiation
Molecular function (GO): RNA polymerase II cis-regulatory region sequence-specific DNA binding; DNA-binding transcription factor activity, RNA polymerase II-specific
Source: RefSeq, a predicted model, not a curated record
GGUCCGCCCCCUGCCGGAUUCACCUCGGGCCUCCUCUGCGGCGUUCUGCGUCUCCCUGUUCGGACGCCGGACGCCGAGCCGCCUCGGAAGCUUAUGGACAUAACCGGACAGAGCGGCUCUCGUCACCGUCAUCUUCUUCUUCACCUCCUCCAUCCUCGCAUGAGUUUAGCGGCGGGGAGGGGUCACGGCGGCUCUCCUUCAUCCGGCCUCGGUGGACGCGGGCGGGCGCGGGAGCCAUGACUCUGAGCUCCGAGAUGUCGGAUGCUUCCAUCCUGUCGGAGGAGACCGACAUCGACGUGGUGGGCGAGGGGGAGGAGGCCGAGCACGGACGCCUGCCGGGCGGCUCUCCUCCUCCGCACCCUCCGCCUCAGCCGUGCCUGGACGCGGGCCGGGACGCCUACAGCAGCAAGCCGUCCGCGGGCAAGAACCCCCUGGUGAAGCCGCCUUACUCCUACAUCGCCUUAAUCACCAUGGCCAUCUUGCAGAGCCCCAAGAAGAGGCUCACCCUCAGCGAGAUCUGCGACUUCAUCAGCAACCGCUUCCCGUACUACCGGGAGAAGUUCCCGGCCUGGCAGAACUCCAUCCGGCACAACUUGUCCCUCAACGACUGCUUCGUCAAGAUCCCGCGGGAGCCUGGGAACCCCGGCAAGGGCAACUACUGGACCCUGGACCCGGAGUCGGCGGACAUGUUCGACAACGGGAGCUUCCUGCGGCGGAGGAAGCGCUUCAAGCGGCAGCAGACGCAGGACUUGCUGCGGGAGCACGGCGGCUUCCUCCCGACGGCGGCGGCGUACGGCUACGGAGGCUACGGCUGCGCGGGGUACGGCAUCCAGCUGCAGUCCUACCACACGCACUCGGCGCUGCUGGCCUUCCAGCAGCAGCAACACUCCAGGCACGCCGGGACUCUCAUCCCUGCUCCCCCCUCCGUCAUGCACACCGGAACCUCCUCCGCGGACCGGUCCAGGACCAGGUUCUAUAACCCGCAGCUCGGCGCGACCAAGUCCCCGGUGCAGAGGUCGCCCUUCUCCAUAGAGAGCAUCAUCGGGGGCGGCUCCCUGAGCCCCUCCAGGACUUCCCCGGUCGUCGUGCCGGUGCUGCAGCCCUCCUCGCUGGGGCCUCCCGCCGCCGUCUUACACCCGCUGGAGAACUUCCCCAACCGGGGGGUGAGUUAACGGCAGAGAGACUCAAAAAGACACACACACAAAAAAACACCCGGUGAAGGACAUCUGCUCUCAGGAUUCUCAUGAUCACGUGUUGUUGAACAAAUGACUCCAAAAUAAUCAUGUUUUUAUUAUUAAUAUUAUGAAUUAGUUUGGCAAAUCUCAACACUUGGAAGCUUUUUUUGAUUUUUAACUUUGUAAUAAAAAAACAAGAAAGAGUAAAAAAAAAAAAAAAAGUCAUACAUUUAUAAUAUGCAGUGUCAUGUGUUUAUUUCAGUAAUAAAAUGUUACAUUUUUUGGA